ACGAUUUAUAUGAACUAUACAAAUUUCAAGAUGGCCUCCACUGUCAAAAAAUUAACAAUCCUCUCAAAAUCAUUUUCAAAGAACGCAUUCGUUUGUUCGAGACAUUUACAUUACAGAUGCGAAAAGAACUUAUCAUGGCAGCGUCACUUCCUACACAAAGCAAGACCACAGCACACAAUAUUCUUGUUGUCAGCAAGAUUAGCAAGUACAAAUAUGGGUAUACCAAGCGGCUACAUACCAGAUGUCCCGACGCCACCCAAGCUGGACAUUAUUGAGCACCUCCCACAACUAAAUUCUCUCGGAGAGCCCUAUCUGUCGAGCCUUGGCCUUGGGUCCUGGUUCCCACCUGGCAGGAUGCAGGCCAUAUUGGAGUUCUUCCACGUGUCUGUCGAUAUACCUUGGUGGGCCAGCAUCACUGCUGUGGCGAUCACAGUCCGUUGUUUGUUGUUUCCCUUGCUGGUAAAACAGAGGAGGGUCCUCACAAACAUGGUGAACCACAAACCCACUGUUGAAAGACUACAAAAGAGGGUUGAAAUUGCAAAGGUCAAGGGAAACAAUGUAGAAGUUGCGAAGUACGCACAACAGUUGAGAGAGUUCAUGGUACAGAAUGAGAUAAAUCCAUUAAAAUCUCUCUACGCGCCACUUGUGCAGUUUCCGCUGAUGUUGUCCAUGUUUCUCGGACUGAGAAGCAUGGCCGCUCUCCCCGUGGAGAGUUUCAAGUCGGGAGGGGCCCUCUGGUUCACGGAUCUCACAGUGCCGGACCCCUACUUUGUGCUGCCUGUUGUCACCUUUGCCUCCCUGUUGCUAAUUGUAGAGGUUGGAUCUGAGUCUACAAAGGCGUCCCAUAUGGCCCAUCACAUGAAGUGGUUCAUGCGAGCCAUGCCUGUAGUAGCUAUGGUCAUCACAGCCAGUCAGCCUGCGGCACUUGCCUUUUACUGGACGGUAAACAACAUAAUGAGUCUUAUAGUGGCCAUGCUGUUUAAGACAGAUGUAGUUAAACGAGUGUUCAAGAUUCCACAGAUCUACAAUGAAAAAGUCAAGCCAGAGAGCAAGGGCUUUGUGCAAGGCUUUAAGGAUAGUAGUAAUGGAGGAUUCAAAACGUAAGAAGAGUGCAGUCAACAGGAAAGUUAUCGAAGACAUGGAGUUCAGAAAGGCGGGAACUGGCCCGGUACCUAAAACGUAUGCAUAUGACCCAACCAAGAGGAGGAGUGCAACUGGGUAACCAUGGAAACGAAUACUUGAGAAACGCUAGGUGUUUGCUAGAUCGUUUACGGCACAUAAAUAUCUUCUUUUUAUUGUGCUGAUGUAUUUUUAAAAUGUUGAAGUAAUACAAAAAUUCAUGCAAUUGUUAUUGUGGUUUAUCGACAGCUGUGCAUUUGAUAUCUAAAGCGUGUCAUUCUUAAGUAUUUUUACUAUUGACUGCGCCGCUUGUAGUUGGAAAACGGCAUGUAGUCAGAGGUUGAAUACGAACAUAAGAGACCUUGUUAAAAAUUAAUCCUUUGUUCCAAAAAAAGAAGCAGGGCAUAACUCUGGGUGCUCACUAGCUUUUUUACAGCGCUGACUUUUCCAUUGUGCUAUGGUAGUUAAAAUGUUGAGAGCAUAUUAUAGUUUGUGACAUGUUACCAUCUUAAAAAACACUUCAUGCUUUAAGUUUUUCUAUGAAACUGUUAUUGUUAAUGUGGUAUUAAAAUGUCAUUGCAGUGUGUACAAAAAAAGCACUAAAAUUAUGUAACUGA
Dreissena polymorpha is the source of this 1736-nucleotide messenger RNA. RefSeq names its product mitochondrial inner membrane protein OXA1L-like. Gene Ontology annotation, cellular component: mitochondrial inner membrane. Gene Ontology annotation, molecular function: membrane insertase activity. The record is from RefSeq and is a predicted model, not a curated record. NCBI's taxonomy places the organism in Eukaryota, Metazoa, Mollusca, Bivalvia, Myida, Dreissenidae. The transcript is spliced from 9 exons. Gene Ontology annotation, biological process: protein insertion into mitochondrial inner membrane from matrix; mitochondrial respiratory chain complex IV assembly. The coding region runs from base 10 to 1104 and encodes 364 amino acids.